CUCACUUCCGACUCUGCGUGGAAGAGAGGAAAAGUUGUACGUCAGGAGUCAAAAAGUUUUUUUUCUUGCGAUUCAUUCAGUGAAAAAUAGCAGCGCGAUAUUGUUUAAACACAGCUGCCUUUUUCGGAGGAUACGUAAGUUUGUGCUGCUGUAGUGAGCGCUGUAAGUCGGAGUAAAUGCUCGGGAUGUCCGCCAACAGUGUGUCGUAUAACGAUCAGGGCUCGGUGGAGUCCGGCGUGGACGCGGCGCAGGAGAACAGCAACAUCAGCAGCGGCAGUGGAGGGGCCGCGUUCAGCCUCUUCAGCGCUGACUGCAAGAAAAAUGAUGAUCUGAAGGAGAUGCUGGAAAACAACAAAGAGUCUCUGAAACUGGAGGCUAUGAAGAGGAUAGUCGGGUUGAUUGCCAAGGGUAAGAAUGCAUCUGAACUUUUUCCAGCUGUGGUGAAGAACGUCGCAAGUAAAAACAUUGAGCUGAAGAAGCUGGUGUACGUGUACCUCGUCCGGUAUGCAGAGGAACAGCAGGAUCUCGCCCUCCUGUCAAUCAGCACCUUCCAGCGGGCCCUCAAGGAUCCAAAUCAGCUUAUCAGAGCGAGCGCUCUCAGGGUCCUGUCUAGUAUCAGAGUUCCCAUCAUCGUCCCCAUCAUGAUGCUGGCCAUCAAAGAAUCAUCCACCGAUCUUUCACCUUACGUCCGGAAAACCGCCGCUCACGCCAUUCAGAAACUCUACAGUCUGGACCCUGAUCAGAAGGAUCAUCUCAUCGAAGUGAUUGAGAAACUCCUGAAAGACAAAAGCACGCUGGUUGCCGGCAGCGUGGUGAUGGCUUUUGAGGAGGUAUGUCCAGACCGGAUCGAUUUGAUCCAUAAGAACUAUCGGAAGCUGUGCAACAUGCUGGUGGAUGUGGAGGAGUGGGGUCAGGUCGUCAUCAUACACAUGCUGACACGCUACGCCAGGACGCAGUUUGUAAGCCCGUGGAGAGAGGAUGCAGUGUUUGAUGAGAACAGCGAGAAAACCUUUUACGAUUCUGAGGAAGAGAGGAGAGUGGAAGAGCCUAAAACGUACGUCAUGGAUCCGGACCACAGACUCCUGCUUAGAAACACUAAGCCACUGUUGCAGAGCAGAAACACUGCAGUUGUGAUGGCAGUAUCUCAGCUCUACUGGCAUUUGGCCCCUAAACAUGAAAUUAGCAUCGUCACCAAGUCCCUGGUGAGACUCUUGAGGAGCCACAGGGAAGUUCAGUAUGUUGUGUUGCAGAACAUUGCCACGAUGUCCAUUCAGAGAAAGGGGAUGUUUGAACCCUUCAUGAAGAGCUUCUAUGUGAGGUCUACAGAUGCCACUCACAUCAAAACACUCAAGCUGGAGAUUUUAACUAGCAUGGCUAAUGAAGCAAAUAUCUCCACCAUACUGAGAGAAUUCCAGACAUACGUGAAGAGUCAGGAUAAGGCGUUUGCUGCGGCCACCAUCCAGGCCAUCGGCCGGUGUGCCACUGACAUCUCUGAGGUGACCGACACCUGCCUCAACGGCCUGGUCCUGCUGCUGUCCAACAGAGAUGAGACUGUUGUCGCGGAGAGUGUGGUGGUCAUCAAGAAACUUCUGCAAACUCAACCAUCACAGCACAGUGACAUCAUCAAACAUAUGGCCAAACUCUUCGACAACAUCACUGUACCAAUGGCGAGGGCCAGCAUCCUGUGGCUGAUGGGUGAAUACUGUGAACACGUGCCUAAAAUCGCCCCUGACGUCCUGCGAAAGAUGGCCAAGACCUUUACUAGUGAGGAGGACAUUGUCAAACUGCAGAUCGUCAACUUGUCUGCCAAACUCUACUUGACCAAUUCCAAACAGACAAAAUUGCUGACUCAAUACAUAUUGAACUUGGGCAAGUACGAUCAGAACUAUGACAUCAGAGACCGAACACGGUUCAUUCGUCAGUUGAUUGUUCCAAACGAGAAGAGCGGAGCCCUGAGCAAAUACGCUCGUCGGAUCCUGAUGGCGCCCAAACCGGCUCCUGUUUUGCAGUCUGCCUUUAAAGACCGAGAUCGUUUUCAGCUUGGCACGCUCUCUCAUUCGCUCAAUUCUCAUGCUACUGGGUACCUGGAGCUUUCUAAUUGGCCAUCUGUCGCUCCUGACCAAUCAGUCAGAAAUGUGGAGGUAGUAGAGCCGGUGAAAGAGGCCCUGGCACCAGCGCUUGGUAAAUCCAAACAUCGCAAAUCAGAUGAGAAGUUCUACUCUGGUUCUGAGGAGGAAGAGGAGGAAGAGGGAAGCAGCAGUGAGGACAGUAGUAGCAGCAGUGGAGAAUCAGAAAGCGAAUCGAAGAGUGAGGAGAACAGCGAUGAUUCAAACAAGAGCAGCUCCAGCCAAUCAGAGAAGAGCUCCAGUGAAUCAGACACUGAUAAGAAGAAAACGCAGAAAAACAAAAAGCUACAACAGCAGAAACCAGCCAGCAAAGACAGGAAGCUGAAGAAUGGGAAAGCUGCAAAUGACAAAUCCAGAUCCGGAAGUGAAUCAGAUUCUGAGAGUUCCUCGUCUGAAAGCUCGUCUGAAUCCGGAUCGGAAUCUGAACUGGAUUCAAAUUCAGACUCGGGGACAGAUCAGAAGAGAAAAACACAGUCUAAAACUGUCCAGUCCAAACCGGUUACAAAGCAGGCUGAGAAGAAGGAAGUCUCUCUCCUCGAUCUGGACGACUUCUCGCCCAUGCCGGUGGCCACACCCAAGAGCUCCAUCAUGUCUCCUAGUCUUCUGUCUGACCUGCAGGGGCUCUCAAUCUCACCCAGCGCAUCAGCCUUACAGGCGAGUUCUCCCGUGUUUGUGCCGGAAACCUCCCAUGAGCUGCUCCACAGGAUGACUGGUAAAGGUCUGUCCGCCCAGUACCGCUUCACCCGCCAGCCCUGUAUCUAUGGCAACAGCAUGGUGUCCCUGCAGCUGACCCUGAGCAACAACAGUGAGCAAGCCCUCGAGAACAUCCACAUCUCUGAGAAGAGUUCCAGCGGACAAAACAUCCAUCGCUUCAGCGCUAUCGAGCGUUUGGAGCCGCAGGCGUCAGUAACAGUGUCCAUGGGUGUGGACUUCAAUGACUCCACACAGGCUGCAAACUUCCAGCUAUGUACUAAAGAAGAUGAAUUCAGCGUGUCCAUCCAGCCUGCAGUAGGAGAGCUGCUACUGCCCAUCACAAUGAGUGAAGCAGACUUCACCAAAGAGCAGGGUAAACUGGUGGGCAUGAACGAGUCAUCGGCAACAAUUACAACAACGCCAGAGAACAUCUCCAGCCAAUCAGUAAACAGAAAUGUGGUGUCUGCCGCCAACCUAGGUGUGAUCCCAUCCAAUCAAGAGAACAUACACAGGUUUGCUGGUAAGACGGUGAGUUCUGGUUCUCUGGUCCUGGUGUCAGUCGCCCUGAAGGAUCCUGAUGCUCUGAUCACCGUUAACACCGAGAAAACCGUGAUCGCAUCUAUGCUUCUGAGACAGUUUAAAACGGCCCUGACAAACAUCACCCCCUAGAAGUGCUCACACUCACAAGCUCAGUGCCAUCAUUCAAAUAGAGCUCACUUUAGGUUAUAAUGACACUUGGGAUGGUUUUAUUGUCUUGAGAAGAUAUCCUUUCAGGCUAUGAGUGUGUAAAUCACAAAACAGAAAGACUUUAUAAUCUGUCCACAUUCUCUAUGCCCCAAAUAUGCUUGCAUUAGUCUCUGCUUUCAUGAAGAGUGCAUCAAUGUUCUCUGCUAAUAUAUAUUCGCAAAUUCUUUUCAAGCUCAAUACUGACUAUUUGGAGUAUUUUUUUUUUAUUGGGAGGAUUUAAUUUUGAGAAAAUCCCAGAUAACAUGAUGUCAGCAGUUUGUACCUUUUUUUCUGUGUGAUCAAAACAUGCAAAAUGUUCAGACAUGUGACGUGCCUUCCUUUAAAUGAUAAUUCCAGGAGCCCGACAGGCUCCCAGACCAGUUACAGUACAUUUACUCAUAAUUACAGUGAUUAAAAAAAUGUAUGGAAACUGAGAAGUUUUGGUUAAUUUGUGUGAUGUUAGCUGUGUCGUUAUUGUCAAAUGAUCACAAGACAUGAUGUCUGGUUUAAAUGAAGUUGAUAAAGUGGAUCUAGUCUUUCUUAACUGUA
Messenger RNA from Pimephales promelas (fathead minnow), 4094 nucleotides. It is a transcript of the gene ap3b1a, whose product is annotated as adaptor related protein complex 3 subunit beta 1a. Gene Ontology annotation, biological process: vesicle-mediated transport; intracellular protein transport. NCBI's taxonomy places the organism in Eukaryota, Metazoa, Chordata, Actinopteri, Cypriniformes, Leuciscidae. Gene Ontology annotation, cellular component: clathrin adaptor complex; membrane coat; AP-3 adaptor complex. The record is from RefSeq and is a predicted model, not a curated record.